Solanum tuberosum (potato) is the source of this 1036-nucleotide messenger RNA. RefSeq lists its product as uncharacterized. The record is from RefSeq and is a predicted model, not a curated record. The coding region runs from base 220 to 789 and encodes 189 amino acids. NCBI's taxonomy places the organism in Eukaryota, Viridiplantae, Streptophyta, Magnoliopsida, Solanales, Solanaceae. The transcript has a single exon.
UACGUUAUGUAAUUGCCUUCGUAGAGUCCAUAAACUUUGGAAGUUCUUUCCGAUUCGCUUUGACAAUUUUGAAAAGUCGAACCGACUUUCCUUUUAUCUUCACCCUCAAAUUUCACUAAAAUCACUAUUUUGCCAUCCUUUUCACCUCCUAUAUAAACCUCUCCUCCUUCCUUUCUUAGGUUUGCAGAAAUUUAUUCAGUGAACAAGUUCUGUAAAACAAUGGAGUUGUCAUCGUCCAAAAACAAAUUGCACCAUAAUUAUCAACGAUCCGUUUCACCAUCGGGUCGGUUCUGUUCUUCCACUAUAUCUUCCUCCACCUUCUCUACUCAAACCUCUGAUUGGUUAACCCGAUCCACCUCCCCAACCCGAGUUAACCUCCGUCGAUCAGUUUCCCCUUCCCCGUCCGUACGAUUUUUCAGUUCUCCUAGCCGUUCAAUUUCAGUUUUCCCUCGUAAGCCGCAGCAGAAUAGUCAUCCAUUACCUUCCGCUUCCAAUCAGAAGAAGCACUGCACGUGUUCGCCGACGACACAUCCAGGUUCAUUCCGUUGUAGCCUUCACAAAAAUACUACUAAUCGGAGUCGCGGUCAAUCGUAUCACUCGAGUCAUCAAUUGAAUAUGAGGAGAUCAGCGAUGACGAAUUCGCUUGUUCGAAUUGGAACUGUGGAAGGUGAAUUGGUGAAGAGAGCACUUGCUGCUUUGAUUCGACCGUCUUCUCAUCAACUCAGGCGUAGAUGUGAUUUUCAGCCUAAGCCUAGUAGGCUCUCCGUCAUGUCAAAGGCCGAAGAUUAGAUUUGUGAUGUACAGUUACUGUAGUUGGGUUGAUUUUCCCCUUCUUUUUUUUCUUGUUACUUCUCAGCCCUAAAAAAACAGAACCAUAAUUUUGUACUAUUUGAUUGAAUGUGAAUAGGAAACAAAUUUAGUAUAUAUACUUAUGUAUAUAAUAGAGUAUAAUAUACUAGUUUAAUUUUGGACCAGUAAAAUGAGUGUAGCAUAUAUUUUAUGUAUAUAUGUUACAGUUUUAUCAAUUUAAGUGUAA